Capsicum annuum is the source of this 1322-nucleotide messenger RNA. RefSeq names its product cathepsin B-like protease 2. The record is from RefSeq and is a predicted model, not a curated record. The coding region runs from base 67 to 1134 and encodes 355 amino acids. Gene Ontology annotation, molecular function: cysteine-type endopeptidase activity. Gene Ontology annotation, biological process: regulation of catalytic activity. Gene Ontology annotation, cellular component: lysosome. Lineage: Eukaryota; Viridiplantae; Streptophyta; Magnoliopsida; Solanales; Solanaceae. The transcript is spliced from 11 exons.
AUAUAUACCUUUGAGAUUCACCAUUCCCACACCACAAGUAGAAAGCUUUCUUAAAAAGAAGCUAAGAUGGCCAUAACUCUCAAGUCUUUAGUCACUCCUUUGCUUUUGUGUGCUUUCUUUAUACUUAUCUUACAGGUUGCUGCAGAGAAUCCAAUAUCUGAAGCUGAAGAUGAAUCUGCACCAAUCCUUCAAGAAUCGAUGGUCAAACAUAUCAAUGAGAAUGCGGAAGCCGGAUGGGAAGCUGCAUUCAACCCCAAAUUAACGAAUUUCACGGUUUCCCAAUUUAAGGGCCUUCUUGGAGAACUGCCUGCAACAGAAGGUGAUUUGGAGGCAGUUCCUAUUUUAACUCGUCCAAGACCUACACCGUUACCGGAAGAGUUUGAUGCACGAGAUGCUUGGCCUCAAUGCAGCACAAUUAGAGAUAUUCGGGAUCAGGGACAUUGUGGUUCUUGUUGGGCUUUUGGUGCUGUUGAAGCGUUGUCUGAUCGUUUCUGCAUCCAUUAUGACGUGAAUGUCACUCUGUCUGCAAAUGAUCUCAUCUCGUGCUGCGGUGCUUUUUGCGGGAGAGGUUGUAAGGGUGGAAAUUCUGUAGCAGCGUGGAGAUACUUUCGACGUAGGGGAGUGGUUACAGAAGAGUGUGAUCCUUACUUUGACCAGAUCGGAUGUCCCCACCCUGGUUGUUCACCUAAAUAUCGCACCCCAAGGUGUCGUGGGAGGUGUGUCGACGGGAACCAAAAAUGGGGGAAUUCAAAGCAUUAUGUUGUCAAAGCAUACAGGAUCAGACGUAAUACCCGCAGAAUCAUGGCAGAAAUUUACAAACACGGACCAGUUCAGGUCUCUUUCACUGUGUACGCGGAUUUUGCUCACUACAAGUCUGGAGUUUACAAGCAUGUAAAAGGGAAAAAAUUGGGAGGCCAUGCUGUUAAGAUUAUCGGAUGGGGAACUAGUGAGCAGGGAGUGAACUAUUGGCUCGCUGCUAAUUCUUGGAAUAGAGACUGGGGUGAUGAUGGAUUCUUCAAGAUCAGAAGAGGAACAAAUGAGUGUGGCAUUGAAAAUACUAUGGUGGCUGGAAUUCCUUCAAGAAGAAAUUUGAAUGCGGAACUUGAUGAUGCUUUCCCUGAUGCUUCACUAUAAAUGGCCUACUAUUUCUUCAGAAUAGUCGUAGUAAUGUAAUAUGACUUGUGAACUUGAAUAUUUACUUGUUGGUAGGCCGAGGGUCUUUCGAAAUUCUCCCCAAUUAAUCCCCACUUUAUGGGAUUUCACUGGCUAUGUUAUUGUUGUCGUCGUUGUUGUUGUUUGAAUAAAUAAUCACUUGUUUGUUA